Molecule: messenger RNA, 3756 nt
Organism: Plectropomus leopardus (leopard coralgrouper)
Lineage: Eukaryota; Metazoa; Chordata; Actinopteri; Perciformes; Serranidae
Biological process (GO): protein ubiquitination; Notch signaling pathway
Molecular function (GO): RNA binding
Source: RefSeq, a predicted model, not a curated record
UGUAGUUUCACUUUUCCUCCGUGUCUUGUAAAGUGUGACGGUCUUUUGAAAGGUAGCGAGAAAUCGCCGUGAAACUUUUGUAAGCACUGACCGUGUGUCUCCCAGCAGAUGGCAGAGCCGGGCAGGACUGUGAGGGUGAGCGGUCUGCCCAAAGACAUUGAGGAUGAGAGGAUGAAAGACAAGCUAUAUAUCCACUUCCUUAGGGCCAAGAAUGGAGGAGGGGAAAUAGACUCUGUCACCAUUGUAAAAGCAACGCCUGUCUCUGCCCUCAUCACCUUCGAGGACAGCGGAGUGGCACAGAGCGUUAUUCAACACGGCCGGCAUAUUCUGGAAGUGGAUGGGAAGAAGUGUGAAGUCGUUGUAACUGAGCACCGUGAAAGCCUGGACCCAGACAAGGUCAUCUUAAGUUUAUCAGCAACUGUUGACCACAUCCAGCUUCCUGGGGGAUUAACAGCAUUGACAAGCCUUCUUAAGAGCCACCCUGAUAUCCAGAUGAGCUACGAUGCUACUGAGGAAUUGUGCACAUUGCAUGGCGCCUAUUCUAAAGUCCAGGCUGCUUUGGCACAAGUACUGGGCCAUCUUGGACCUGGAGACCCACAAUCAGCAGAAAACAAAGACUCAGGUCAACUGACCACCAGUGGCUCAAGGUCUCUCCAAAUAGCACAAAAGCCGCAUACUCAGGAGUCUGAGGAUCAGAGCAAGAAACCUAAUAUGCAAAGAGAGAAAGUUCACAGUGACAGGCUUUUUGAUGAUUGCAACUCCAGCUCAUAUAGAGACCUGACACCUGGUGGUUAUAGCUGGGAAGAUACUGGCCAGACAGAGGAUGCAGCUCUGCAGCCUCCUGGGCACCCAACCCCGUCAGAGGAGGACUUCUCACUAAUUGUGGAUGCAGACAUGUUCCAGUAUUUGCAUAAACACUGCAGGAAGGAAUACCAACAUAUCCUGAGUCAGUAUGGCGUUGAAGUGGUGGAUAUGACAAAUCAGGGAUUGACUACUCUGUUUUUGCAGGUUGCUACAAGAGAGGGGGAGGGUGUUCAAGAUCAGGAGUGCCUGAAGUUGGCAAGAAAGGCAAUAAGCAGGCUAUAUCAGGAGAAUGAGACCAAAAUAUGUCGAAACCAGCUCCCCAAGAAUAUCCUGUCCCUCAGGGGCGGACUGCAAAGGGCAAUGGAGAACCUAAGUAUCAGAUUUCCCAAGCUUCUUCUGAAUGAAGAUGAGCAAAAUAUUUAUGUUAUUGGUAGCAGAAGUGAUGUGUCUGAGGCCAAGCAGUUUCUUCUCUUGGACCACAGUGUACUGCGAGGUAAAAAAGAGGAUGUAGCCAGUUGUCUUAGAUAUCCUUUAUAUGAUUUAAGUUCAUCAACCAAUGCUGAUGAGCAGAGAGUCCCCCUCACCAUGUCCACCACUGUGGAUGAUCUGGAUGAUCAGCAGCUGAUAUCAGAGGAGGAUGAGAGGAGAGCUGAAGGAGCCAGAAAGUAUAAACUAGCUGCUCGGUUUAAGGAUUCAGGCCUGGCCGCUUUAGGCAACCGACCAACUGACUUCACCUUACGAGGGCAUUUAUCUCCCAGCAGACAAACACGCCUUGGGCCAAUGUCGGGGCAUGAUGUUCUGUCAGAAACACUAGGGAUUACUGGUGAAAGUGUCUCCAGAGCAUUAGCCCAAAACACUGGUGGGGACAUCUUGUUUAAAAGUGAAGAUGCUUUGCUGUCAAGUGCUUCCACACAGAAUAAAACCUCCUCGAACUCACAUUUACUUGAUACUCGACCCAAGAGUUUAACAUCCCCCCUUAGCACGGCUCAGUCCAGUUUGCCAGGAAAUACUCUACUUCCACCUGCUGGGUCUGGAUCUGCCUUGAAGCGAGCCAGUAGUUUCUCAGGGACACCUCAGCAAAAAGCCCAAGUCAUAAGUCCAAAGAGUCAAGACGACUGCAGCAAGUCAACAGUUAGAGCCAGGGGCAGAUCCUCUAGCUUCAGUAGCCAAACAGGGAGGGAAAAGCGGGAAGUCUACAAAGCAGAGAUUAAAGUCCCCACUAUGCAGUGGAAGCACAUAAAAGAGGCAUAUAGCACCCGAGUGGAUGACCUGACUUCUGAUGUCCAGGUGAAAGAGAGCAGCUCGGUUGAUUGCGUUGAUCUGACUGUCACCUUAAGAGGGGCAAGCUCAUCCAAAGUGAGUUCAUGUCAGCUGGGUUUACAGAGGCUGGCUGAUUCAGUUAGUGCAGAUUUCACUGUGCACCGACUGCGCUUGUCAGAGCUGGGCAUCACUGACCCAGCUGAUGAAACCUUACAGGUUUGUUGUGCUGAUGUGCGGAGCCGGUUCAAGAAGGUUAGCACUCAGAUUUAUAAAAAGAGCUUAUAUCUUUUUGGCCCAAAAGUGUUGUGUUCUCAGGUUGGUGCUGCACUGCGGGAGGUAUUUUCCGGAGAUCUGGCCAAAACACCUGAACGACAGGACCUCCCUGGCCCCUCUACCUCCAAUCAAAGUCCAUCUACAUUUUCACACAUGAAUGAGGACCAAAGUAGUAGCCUGCAGGGUUACAGUAAUCCUCAGGUGAUGCUAGACCACCAAACAGGCAAAGCUAAUGGGACUGAUGGUAGUCAGGAUAGGAGAACAAACCAGAGAGAGACAGAGCUUGUGAAUGGAUCUGUUGGCCAACGAUUGGUGAGGAAAGACCCUGUCAUUAAAGAGAAAGUUAAAAUUGUGGGUACUGUGGAAAUGGAUGGACAGACAGCUGAGACAACUGUCAAUAACUCUAAAGCAGGGGAUGACAAAAGUACAAGACAAGUGAAUGAUGUCGGAUCAACAACCUCUACUGAUAAAGGCUUGGCCUCUCAUAAGAAAGAGAGAACCAUCCCUCCUUCCCAAAAGGACAGAAGGCCUACAGAGAUCCAGGACAACCCAGACGAUUCCAGAUCAGGUCAGGGAGGCCCUGGGUGCAUCUGUGUGUGUGGGGAGUCCGAGAAGUUGAUGAAAACAAAGUGUGGUGCUAAUAUGUGUCCGAAGUGCUUGGAAACUGUACAUGUCCACUGCAGAGUUUGUCACGAGACAGAGUCAAUGACACCGGGCAUCCAUGGCAAAAUGAGCUACUGUAAACUCCACAAUAUUAACCUGCCGGGUCAGAAAAAAGACUCAGCUAUCAAGAUCACUUACAUCAUUCCUGAUGGCAUCCAAGGGGAGGAUCACCCCUUUCCAGGAAAACCAUUUCAUGGAGGGGUGUUUGAGGCCUUCCUUCCUGACAGCGAGAACACAAAGAAGCUGCUGCCCAGGCUGGAAAAGGCCUUUAAACAGGGAUUCACCUUCACAUUGACAGUUAAAGAGAAAAAAGCCAAUGUCAUCUGGGACUGCAUCCCACACAAGACCAGCCUACAAGGAGGCAAAUCAGGGAACGGUUACCCAGAUUCCACUUACUUGACUCGCUUGUCUGAGGUCUUGACUUCCAAGGGGAUUGAGGAGUCACCAGCCAAAUCUUAGGACUAAAAUCAAUUAGGAGUUUUUGUGCAGUUUUACUUUUUUUUGUUGUCUUUUGUUUUUGUUUUUGUUUUUCUUUUGUUUGGAGUCAUUUGCACUAUUUUUUUAUGGCAGUUAGCUUAUAUUGAUAUAUUUGAGCAUGUCAGAUGAUGUAAAUAGAGAAUUAAAUAUUUUUCUGAUUAUAGAGUACAGAAAUCUUAAUACUAUAACUCGUUGCAGCUAUUUUUGAUUUCCUAAUGUUAUAACCUGCCUUAGUGUUGCUUUCUUUAACCCAUUCACAACCCAAAUAUGUUCCAAACA